UGGGAUGGCAUGAAGGUGAGUAAAUUAUGAGAUAAUUUUCAUUUUUGGGUGAACUAUCCCUUUAAAUAAUCUUGACUGCCUUUUUAGACCAGAUUUAGAAAUGUUUAAUAUGGUGGACAUGGUGAAUUAUGCUCAAAAAUACUGUAUGUUCUCCAAGGGAGAAUUGUUAUAUGACUUAAAUAUCUAUGAACAUUUCUAAUUCUAAUGAUAUAGUUGUAGAUCUAGUAAUUUUCAGCAUAUUUCACUUUACAAAAAUGUGCCAUGGUAAACAUAGUUUCCACCAAAAUUCCAUAGAGUUCUUUUUUCUUCAAUUAAACUGUAGUAACUUGACAUUUUCCGGUGUUAUUUGUGUUUCAUCACAUAUACGUUUAGGCCAUUACCUUUUCAUUGUAAGUGCAUAAUUUUAUUGACACUGAUUUAUUUAGUUUUUCCCUGCCAUAAAUGUAUUUAUCAGGGGGAAUUAAGAUGUUGUAACUAUUCGUCAACCGAUAUGGGUUUUUCAAUGACUCAGGAUACCAAUAUCUAGAGAGCAUGGUGGCUGAUAUAAUUCCCAUAUACUUAAUAUAAUUUAAUGACAGCAAAAUUGUUGAAAUGUAACGAGUGCUUAUUUUACGAAGUGUUUACACAAAAUGUACUGAAAAAAUAGGUUUACGUUGACACCGACCAAGCGUACAUGGUUGUAAGCCAAUAGCAAAAUAUAGUUUGCGAAAUAACAGCCUGUCCAAUAUAUCACUAUUUGUAACCACUACAUCCAAGCUCAAGUUAUUUAAUACAGUUAAUACAGUAUUUUGAAUUUUAUUUCUUAUUGCCUACUAUCAUGUGACGUGCUUAAGCUGUUCGAAUGGGCUCCAAGGACCAACGCCACAGUCGUGUAGACAUUUUCCACCAGGGCUAUGCAGUGCCACUGGAGGCCUUUCACCGGCCAACCACGUUCCUAGAGCAGCAGGACAGGAGCCUGGCGGCCCUGCGAAGGCAGACAGCAAAGAUGGCAACCCAGUCCCACUCAGGUGGUGAGAUGUCACUUGAGCAGUUGCUGGCACUUUAUGGGUACAACAUGCCUGAUCCUGUCCUGCAGCAACAACGGGAGCCUAAUGAGCUGGCAGCCAGUCUGCCUGAAAUGACACUGGACAAGGUUCAGAUAGGUAAAGAUGUAUUCUCAGGAGAGAAGGAUGAAAACAACCAUUCCUCUGCUGAUGACAUCACACUCGCUGUCACGUCUCAUGCACCUGACCUCUUACAAUGUAACUUACGAGGUGAUGACAAAGACACUUCAGUCAGCUCCUCAGAAGAUGACACAGAAAGCACCUCGAUCCCCUCCAGCGAUGGACGCAAGGACAUCAUGGUGGGCCCCCAGUAUCAGGCUACAAUUCCUUCUCUCUCUUCACACACUUUUAAUGAAAGAGCCUACGAGAAUAAGGACCAGUUAUUGUGGACCCCCGGUGUGCUGUCCAUUCCAGCUGUAGAGGAGUUUUUGUUUAUGGUCCAGAGAAAAGGGAGUGAAAAUGGAGCUAUAAACACUUUGACCACAGAAGACAUAGUCAAAGAUAAUGAGCAGGCUCUUUAUGAACUGGUGAAGUGCAACUUCAAUGCAGAAGAGGCACUUAGAAGAUAUCGCUUCAAUGUGAAGGUUUUCAGUGAGCUUUGUGCCUGGAGCGAGGAGGAGUGUCGAAACUUUGAGCAUGGUUACCGUGUCUAUGGGAAGGACUUCCACCUCAUACAGGCCAACAAGGUCCGCACACGCUCAGUGGGUGAGUGUGUAGAGUACUAUUACAUGUGGAAGAAAUCUGAACGGCAUGAGUAUUUCACACAGCAGGCCACCAAGAUGGGGCGGAAAAAGUGCAAUCUGCCAUCUGGAAACACAGAGGAUGCUGAGCCAGAUGGAGAUUUUGGUGAAGUGGAAGGUGCCACUCAAGGUUUGCCAAGUAGGUCUUCCAUUCAACUCCAAACUCCAUCACCUUCUCCAGUCAUGGAGCUGGAUAAACAAGAGGAUAGCCUGAACUGUGCAGCUCAGUUUCAUGGUCGUCCACGACGGAAACGCACUCCGCGUUUCCUCUUAAAGCCCUGAGCUUGCUGCGCUUUGACAACCUAAAACUGACAGGCACACAGGUUCUAAGCGAGACAUCGCGGAGAGUGAACUACAUGCAGAUUCUUGCUCUAGCCAGCAGGGGGAGCAGUUGUUCAGCCCAUUUCCGCCACUCCCACCAGUGCUCCAGACUCUGGUCACAGAUUGUCCAGGCCCGGCCUCCCCAGCCACCCAGCUUUACUUCCCCUCGCUCUCCCGUAACCACACCGUCCCUUCCUCCCAGCCAGACUCAGGGCUCCCAGCAGCAGGUCUUUACCAGCUGCAGCUGGGCUCUUUUCCUGGAGAUGCUGUACGUACCGAAUAUGUUGCCUCGAGAAGGCUUCAGCUUGACUUUUCUUUACCUUCCUCGCCUGUCCCGUCCCCUGUUGCCCCGUCCAUUGCCGUCACAGAUUUUGGGGUUAUCAGCAGCCUCUUGUGCCCGCCCUCCGCCAUCUGCUCCACGCCCAUCCAACAUCCUCGGUCCCUCACACAGUGACUCACCAAUGGACAACAUUCCAGAUCUAAAUAAAUGACUCUACUACA
This is a messenger RNA of Myxocyprinus asiaticus (Chinese sucker), 2605 nucleotides long. RefSeq names its product mesoderm induction early response protein 2-like. Gene Ontology annotation, molecular function: histone deacetylase binding; transcription corepressor activity. The record is from RefSeq and is a predicted model, not a curated record. NCBI's taxonomy places the organism in Eukaryota, Metazoa, Chordata, Actinopteri, Cypriniformes, Catostomidae. The coding region runs from base 842 to 2065 and encodes 407 amino acids. The transcript is spliced from 12 exons. Gene Ontology annotation, biological process: negative regulation of transcription by RNA polymerase II. Gene Ontology annotation, cellular component: nucleoplasm.